AUGGCUCUGAGUGGAAAUUGCAGGAGUUACCAUCUUUCAAAAGAACAAGGGACAGUUCCCAACUCCUUCCCUGAGGUUGUGGAACUAAAUGUUGGGGGCCAAGUUUAUUUCACUCGCCAUUCCACCUUAGUAAGUAUCCCUCACUCUCUUCUAUGGAAAAUGUUUUCCCCCAAGAGAGACAGUGCUAAUGAACUAGCCAAGGACUCCAAAGGAAGAUUCUUUAUUGACAGAGAUGGAUUCUUGUUCCGCUACAUACUGGACUAUCUCAGGGACAGGCAGGUAGUUCUGCCUGAUCACUUUCCAGAAAGGGGCAGACUGAAAAGGGAAGCUGAGUAUUUCCAGCUACCAGAUUUGGUCAAACUCUUGACACCUGAUGAGAUCAAGCAAAGCCCAGAUGAAUACUGCCAUAGUGAUUUUGAGGAUAUGUCCCAAGGGAGUGACACAAGAAUAUGUCCACCUUCAUCCCUACUUCCUGCUGACCGUAAGUGGGGCUUCAUAACUGUUGGCUAUCGAGGGUCAUGCACCAUGGGCCGAGAGGGUCAAGCAGAUGCCAAGUUUCGGAGAGUUCCACGUAUUUUGGUUUGUGGAAGAAUUUCCCUAGCAAAAGAGGUCUUUGGAGAAACUUUAAAUGAGAGCAGAGAUCCAGAUCGUGCUCCAGAAAGAUACACUUCCAGAUUUUAUCUAAAAUUCAAACAUCUGGAAAGGGCUUUUGAUAUGUUGUCAGAGUGUGGAUUCCACAUGGUGGCCUGUAAUUCCUCAGUGACAGCUUCUUUUGUCAAUCAGUACACAGAUGACAAGAUCUGGUCCAGCUACACUGAAUAUGUCUUCUACCGUGAACCUUCCAGGUGGUCUUCCUCACACUGUGACUGCUGUUGCAAAAAUGGCAAGGGUGAUAAGGAAGGAGAGAGUGGCACCUCGUGCAAUGAACUCUCUACCUCUAGUUGUGACAGCCAGUCAGAAGCCAGCUCCCCACAGGAGACUGUCAUCUGCGGGCCGGUGACCCGCCAGCCCAACAUCCAGACUCUGGACAGGCCUAUCAAGAAGGGCCCCGUGCAGCUGAUCCAGCAGUCGGAGAUGCGUCGGAAAAGCGACUUGCUUCGGACUCUGACUACUGGCUCCAGGGAGUCUAACUCGGGCAAAAAAAAAGCUGUGAAGGAAAAGCUCUCCAUUGAGGAAGAGCUAGAAAAAUGCAUACAGGAUUUUCUCAAGAUCAAAAUUCCAGAUAGGUUCCCAGAAAGGAAACACCCUUGGCAAUCUGAACUAUUAAGAAAGUACCAUCUAUAG
Vombatus ursinus (common wombat) is the source of this 1284-nucleotide messenger RNA. RefSeq names its product potassium channel tetramerization domain containing 16 (gene KCTD16). The record is from RefSeq and is a predicted model, not a curated record. Gene Ontology annotation, cellular component: postsynaptic membrane; presynaptic membrane. The transcript is spliced from 2 exons. Gene Ontology annotation, molecular function: protein binding. Bases 1 to 1284 code for a protein of 427 amino acids. Lineage: Eukaryota; Metazoa; Chordata; Mammalia; Diprotodontia; Vombatidae. Gene Ontology annotation, biological process: regulation of G protein-coupled receptor signaling pathway; protein homooligomerization.